Molecule: messenger RNA, 1802 nt
Organism: Zeugodacus cucurbitae (melon fly)
Lineage: Eukaryota; Metazoa; Arthropoda; Insecta; Diptera; Tephritidae
Product: aldehyde dehydrogenase, mitochondrial-like
Exons: 6
Coding region: 216-1673 (485 amino acids)
Molecular function (GO): aldehyde dehydrogenase (NAD+) activity
Source: RefSeq, a predicted model, not a curated record
GCCUAUUUGUUGUAAAGACUGUCGGGCCAACUAUAAAAAGCGACCACAAAACGAAAAUUUUAGUUGUGCCAGUGCUGCAGCCGAAAUUGUUGUGAAAUAAAUUCUAGUCGUACACGAAAGCCGGUGCGUUAAGUGCUUUGUAAUCUAAAGUGAAUUGUUCUAAAUAUAAAGUAAAAUAUUUUCAAUAAUUAAAAGUGUGAAAAAUUAUCAACAAAAUGGCUAAUCCCAAUGAAGUACCAAAAUAUACACAGAUUUUCAUCAACAAUGAAUUCGUCGACGCAGUCUCGGGUAAAAAGUUUCCCACUGUCAAUCCUGCAACUGGUAAAGUGAUAGCCGAAAUUGCUGAGGGUGAUAAGGCUGACGUAGACUUGGCUGUAGCUGCCGCAACGAAAGCCUUCCAUAGGAACUCCGAAUGGCGCAAACUGAGCCCACUCCAACGCACAGAGCUGAUAAACAAACUCUGCAGUCUCAUGGAACGCGACAAGUACAUUUUGGCUAGUCUGGAGACUCAGGACAAUGGCAAGCCAUUCGCAUCGGCCGUUGGUGAUGUAAUGUUCGCCAUUAUGUCACUGAAAUAUUAUGCUGGCUGGACCGAUAAGUAUUUCGGCGAUACCAUACCCGGUGGUGACUUUGUUGUACAGACACGUAAGGAACCCGUCGGUGUGGUUGGUCAAAUCAUUCCAUGGAACUAUCCCUUGGUUAUGUUGGCCUGGAAGUGGGCACCCGCGCUCACUGUCGGUUGCACGAUUGUCAUGAAACCAGCUGAACAGACACCACUUACUGCCCUUCACAUGGCUGCCUUGUCUAAGGAAGCUGGUUUUCCUGAUGGUGUUAUCAAUGUUAUACCCGGCUAUGGCCCCACCGCUGGUGCAGCGAUAUCAGAACAUCAUGAUAUACAAAAAGUCGCCUUCACAGGUUCUGCAGAAAUUGGACGCAUCAUUAUGCAGGCGGCAGCUAAGUCGAAUUUGAAGCGUGUUACGUUGGAACUGGGUGGCAAAAGUCCAUUUGUGGUCUUCGACGAUGUUGAUGUUGACAAAGCAGUGCAGCUUACGCACGACGCAAUUUUCCCCAAUGCAGGUCAGACUUGUUGUGCCGGCACACGUACCUAUGUGCAUGAGAAGAUCUACGAUGAAUUCGUUACAAAAGCCGUUGCUUUGGCUAAGACACGUAAAAUAGGUAAUCCCUUUGAGGAGUCAACUAAUCAUGGUCCACAAAUCGAUGAGGAAAUGAUGAACAAAGUUUUGGGUUAUAUUGAAAUUGGCCAACAACAGGGUGCCAAAUUGCAAUGCGGUGGCAAGCGUGUCGGCAAUGUCGGUUACUUCGUCGAACCAACGGUGUUCUCCGAUGUUACGGACAAAAUGAGAAUUGCACAAGAAGAGAUUUUUGGGCCGGUUAUGUCUAUCCUGAAAUUUAAUGACAUUGAAGAGAUCAUUGAUCGUGCCAAUGACGUGGAAUACGGCUUAGCCGCCGGCGUCCUAACCAACGACAUCAAUAAGGCGACGAAAUUCGCAAACAAUGUAAAUGCCGGCUCCGUUUGGGUCAAUUGCUACAGCGCUGUGCUACCUCAAGCACCAUUCGGCGGCUACAAACAAUCUGGCAUCGGACGUGAGAUGGGUCGCGAUGGUUUGAACAAUUAUUUGGAGACCAAAACUAUUACCAUGAAAAUAGUCUAAGUCAAUGUUUAACUUUUUCCACAUUUAUACAUAUUUAAUGUUAUCAUAUAUAUUGUUAUACACGCACACAGUGGUUAAGAGCUCUAAAAAAAUCCAUAUAAAAAUCAAUAAAUAACAUUUUAAAUAAUA